AUGCAGCAUGGCGGUGGAUUACGGGGGUGUGACGGGGGGGAUAUUGUGAGCGUCUGGGGAGUUGGGGGAGCUUGGGGGCAUUGGGCGAUACGAAUCGACGGGGUGAGGGUAGCCGAGUGGGGGAGCACAAUUAUACGGAGGGGGGGGGGGGGGGGGGGGGGGGGGGGGGGGGGGGGGGGGGGGGGGGGGUGGGGGGGGGGGAGUCCGGGGGGGGGGGGGGGUGGGGGGGGGGCCACGGGGGGGGGGGGGGGGGGGGGGGGGGGGGGGGGGGGGGGGGGGGGGGGGGGGGGGGGGGGGGGGGGGGGGGGAGGGGGGGUGGGGGGGACAGGAGAAUUCUCCACUGACGAGGAGGAUUUGUUAGGGGGGGGGGGGGGGGGGGGGGGGGGGGGGGGGGGGGGGGGGGGGGGGGGGGGGGGGGGGGGGGGGGGGGGGGGGGGGGGGGGUGGGGGGGGGGGGGGGGGGGGGGGGGGGGGGGGGGGGGGGGGGGGGGGGUUUAUCUUACCACGACACCACACCGUGACUCCCUGUGGUGUGGACCGUCACAGGACGAUUCAGUUUUGGGGAGACCGUACAGAGACGCAGGAGCAACUGGUCCCGGUUGUCAGGUUGGGCCUCAAGAACUGCACAACAGGACGUGUUAAAGCGCGGCUGUUUGAACUAACUCGAGCUAAAACAAAGCGUUCUGUGUCCGACAGAGCAGAAAUCUUUAUCGGAGGGUUUGGUGUGAUACUGGGGGGAGGCGCAGAGGUGGAAGCAGAGACGUGUGGGCUGCGGGUCGGCUCUUUCCUCAGCGAUGAACGGCUUGUCCUGACGUCUGCUUAUCCCGGAGGAGACCUGCAGCACACGGAGAAAUCCUGUGAUCUAAUCCUUCAGUGGUUUACGCUCAUGGAUUGCUCCGUGGCCAUUCUCUUUGACCUGGUUCAAACCAAAACAAGUGUCGCUCGCCGAAAAGACCUCGACAAACACAAGAGGCUCUGUGCUGUGGAGUCUCCCCUGAACACGGCUCUGCUGCUCAGUGCGGCUGGAGUUGGCUGUAUCGCCCUCAACCAGUGGCACAGCAGCUUUCAACUCAACACCGCAAACACGACUGCUGUUCUGGACGAAUAG
This is a messenger RNA of Knipowitschia caucasica, 1107 nucleotides long. Lineage: Eukaryota; Metazoa; Chordata; Actinopteri; Gobiiformes; Gobiidae. The record is from the annotation of a GenBank genome assembly.